Molecule: messenger RNA, 1245 nt
Organism: Eruca vesicaria subsp. sativa (arugula)
Lineage: Eukaryota; Viridiplantae; Streptophyta; Magnoliopsida; Brassicales; Brassicaceae
Source: the annotation of a GenBank genome assembly
UCUUGGAUUUAAUUAGGAAAAGCCACUUGUUAAGAAUUACAAAGUCUUAUUUUUCUAUAAAAACGCAUGUCGUUCUCAAACUUUAAAGCCACCGAGAUCUGCUUUACCAGUUUUUCGAAACGACACGCAUGGUCCCACUUACUACAAAACCAAACCCCAUUAUGCAAAAGCUCUUUUCUUUUGCCUAAACUCUCAGCUUUCACUUUAUACACACAACAAAACUUUAGUGCUUUUCUUAUUUAACCCAAAACCAUUACACAUUUCCAAAAUUUCCUUUCAUUGAUCAUAUAAUUCAUGACAAAUCUCCCUCCUCCACCGCCGUCUCAACCACCUGAAACGCCGCCAUGGGACACACCGUCUUCUGUAUGGUACACUCCAAGAACCACGCCGUGGAGAACACCACAUACCACACAGUCCACACCACUUAACCAAACUGUUUUACCAAACCCACCGGGGGUUAAACUCAACGGUCUUGAUACAGAGCCGAGGGAAGAAGAUAGGGUGACUCUCCGGCCGCCACGGAGCAGCAGGACCAAUCCGUUGAUAUGGUGUGUAGCUGGUUUAUGUUUUGUGUUCAGCCUUGUGCUUAUCUUCUUCGGGAUAGCUACUUUGAUUGUGUUUCUUGCGGUUAAACCAAGAACCCCUGAAUUUGACAUCCCCAACGCAAGUCUACACACAAUCUACUUCGUCUCGCCGGUGUAUUUCAACGGCGAAUUAUCGAUGGUGAUGAACUUCACUAACCCUAAUAAGAAGAUGGAAGUGAGGUAUGAAAAGCUUACGAUAGAGCUCUUCUUCUUCGAUAAAAAGAUUGCGAUGCAAGGGGUCCAGCCAUUUUCGCAGAGGAAACGGGAGACAAGGUUGGAACCAAUCCGUUUGAUCUCAAGCUUGGUCUUGCCUGUGAACCAUGCGCUGGAGCUUAGUAGAGAGGUGCAGAACAACAAGAUAGAAUAUCAGAUUAGGGGUACCUUUAAAGUGAGAGCUCAUUUUGGGUUGAUUCAUUACCCUUAUUGGCUACACGUAAGCUGCCAUCUUCAGAUGACCGGUCCACCAAUCGGAAUCCUAAUUUCUCAUAACUGCACGACAAAGAGACGAUGAAAAAGGUUGUCCCAGUCAAAUUCAAAGUCUCUAGUAGCUUUGGCAUGUUAUGUAAGUAUAGAUCUAUUUUUUGCUUACCCACAAAAUGUAUAAAAGAACAAGACCUAGUGAACUCUAUCCAAGAACAUAGAGUUUGUAGUAUAAUUUCCA